Messenger RNA from Ruditapes philippinarum (Manila clam), 5063 nucleotides. RefSeq names its product nuclear pore complex protein Nup214-like. The record is from RefSeq and is a predicted model, not a curated record. Gene Ontology annotation, cellular component: nuclear pore. Gene Ontology annotation, molecular function: structural constituent of nuclear pore; protein binding. Gene Ontology annotation, biological process: protein import into nucleus; RNA export from nucleus. NCBI's taxonomy places the organism in Eukaryota, Metazoa, Mollusca, Bivalvia, Venerida, Veneridae.
UGGAGUCCAAAAGGAAAGCAGUUAGUUGUUGGACGAGAAGACGGUCAGUUAGUACAGUAUGACCCAGAUUUAAAUGAGAAAAGAAAAUGGGAUUCUCCUAAUAUACUCACAUCAGCAGCUUCUGAAGCUAUUGACAUUGUGUGGCUGUCUACAUAUACAUUUCUGGUAGCAUACGUCGCGCUGGGAGCCCAGAACGAGGAUCAACCUACAACAGUCAUGAUAAAUGGAGCGAAAGAUGGACCAGCAACUUAUGUAAAUUUUGAGGACCUAUGUUUUGGCACUGGGGAGGAUAGAGAGAGAAAGUAUCUGUUUAGUUUUGUACAGAAAUGGGAUAUGGUACUGACUGCAUCGAGUAAUGCAGCUGAGGUUGGCAUUGUCGGAAAACAUUUGGAUAAUAAGAGUACAUGGGAGAGAUGGAAUCUGGAUGAUUCAGCCAGGGCAGAGUGUCCACUCACUGAUAGUUAUGCUGAUACAUAUCCUAUGGGACUCUCUGUAGAUUUUUCAUCAGAACGUCCUAUACCUUUAGGAGAUGAGAAGACCCACCCACCCUCGCCUCUGUUGUUGUUACUAUCCACUGAGGGACUUCUGAUACCCUACCAUAUGAUGUAUAUGCACCCGUCUGCCCCUGCUAUAUGUGUACCAGCCCAGCCACUUCAGUCUACAGGAACAAGGCAACCUACAGUUUCAGCAUUUCCCUCCAGCACAUCUUCACAAGGAGCAGUCAAAAAUCUUUUUGGGACUGGAACAACCCAGCCAGCUUUAAAACCAGCUGAAACUAGUUUUGCUGCUGCGUCUAGCUUGGCUGGUUCCUCUUCUGGAACAUCUUCUCCAUUCUCUUUUGGUGGAGGUUUUGGGGCACCAGCCUCAACAAAUGUAGGAGCUAUUCCAAAAUUUGGUGCUGGUCUCAACCUGACUGGUUCCUCUUCCCAGACUGGUACUCCAGCUGCCUUUUCAUUGGCAUCAGGAACUGGGGUACCAGCAGCUAAAACUGACCAAUCGGAAGCAAAGACACAAUCAAAUGCAGGAUUUGGUACGUUUUCUCUGACUAGUUCCACAAACAAGUCGGGAGCUAAUGCUGGCUUCUCAAGUACUUCAACAUUUGGAGCUUCAACCACUCUAGGCGGAAGUUUUAGUUUUGCAACCAGCACACCUGCAUCGUCAGGGUUCCCAGCCAAGACAUCAGCAACAGUCGCAACAGAUGCUGUAGGAUUUAAUACAACAACUAGCACAGCGGGCACUGGUGGGACAGGGUUUGCCUUUGCAGCAAAGGUCACUGACCCAGCUACCCAGAACUCGGGCUUCAGCUUCAAACCUACUGCUCCAGCAAGUAAGGCACCAACCUCUCUGUUUGGUCAAGGUGGUCAGGCACCUACGCCGACAUUUGGUGUGUCUGGUCAAGGUCAAGGUGGUCAGGCACCUACGCCGACAUUUGGUGUGUCUGGUCAAGGUCAAGGUGGUCAGGCACCUACACCGACAUUUGGUGUGUCUGGUCAAGGUCAAGGUGGUCAGGCACCUACGCCGACAUUUGGUGUGUCUGCUCAGGGUCAAGGUGGUCAGGCACCUACGCCGACAUUUGGUGUGUCUGCUCAAGGUCAAAGUGGUCAGGCACCUACGCCCACAUUUGGUGUGUCUGCACAAAAGACGACACCUCAGACAACAGCAAAUGCUGCAAGUUUAUCACUAUUUGGAAAACCACCAACAGAAUCGACAUUGGGUGGAUUUGGUUCAUCAACUACAGCAGCAGUAGCUGCCAGUAAACCAGCUCCAAGUUUUACAGGUCAAAGUUCAGCUUUUAUUGGAAUGCCGUCUGCCACGUCAGGGCGACCUUUACCAAAAUCUGACAGCCAAUCAUCUGGUCUUGGCCAAACAGCUGGACUUUUUCCUCCAAAGUCACCAACAGAAGCCCCUCCCCCUCCAGCUUAUCCAGCCUCAGGGGCGGUACCUCAGUCUCCAAAAUAUGCUCCGCCUCCCAAGGAAACUCCCCCACAGUAUCCUAGUGAUGCACCUCAGUAUGUCAGCAACACCCAAGAUGAGCAGCAAGAUCAAGGGGAGGCAACUGAUGAAGUUGAUAAACAGUUUUCAAAGAGUAUUUUAGAUGAGAUUGAACAUUUUGGGAAAGAGCUAGCAGACUUCAGAUAUAAAGCUAAACGGACACACUUUGUUGUUGGUACUAAGGAUGAUAUGAAGGUGUUGAAACAGCAGACACAAGAAAUGGAAAACUUCUGUAUAGAUAUUAAAACCACUGUACAGGAACAGAAUAAAGAGGUGCAGGAGCAGAAGAAGCUGGUAAUUGACAUGUUUUCUAUGGGGGAAGAAUGUAGAACCAGGCAGCGUAUGAACACUGAUCAGAAAUAUCUACACCUACUGAAGACAAGAGCACUGGAUCCCGGCAGCACGGAGAAAUUACAACAGUUACAGCUUCAAUAUCAGGUGUUGGACCAGGGUUUGAGAGAUGUUGACUUGAUACUAGACACACAAUGGGAAGAUUAUCAGAACAGGAAGAAAAACAGAACAAAUAGGGUACAAAAUCCCACAAAUGAUGCUGUAUACAGAGUAGUGAAGAGUAACAGUAAUCUGAUUACAGCACAGAAGAACAAACUGAGAGAUCUAGAGGAACGAUUAAAACAACUUAAAUUGUACAAUAAAACUUCAGCCUGGAGCAAUAGUUCUUCUACCUUCAAAAGAGGAGACACAACAGCAGAGUUGUCUAACUUGGCAGACUCUCUUCUUUCUGGGAAUCCGGUUAAGUCUGAGAAAGAGUAUUCUAAUGAAGGAGAGAAAAAGGUGAACAGAGACAGGUUAGAGAGACUGAGAGAUCAUUUGUGCAGACGUAAUGUAUCAGUGGUACGCUCAACUAAACCUGAAAACUUGUCAGUGUUAAAGAUACCAGACAAUCAGCUUGGAAGAUUUAGUACCAGACAACCUAAACAACAACCUGCAAUUCUCCAUGGCUCCUCAAGUGCAGGAGACUUUGUCGGCAUGACCAGGCGGACAUCAGCCCCACCGAAUAAAGGAAAAAAGAAUGAUAAUUCCAUGGCACCUGCCCAGACUGUGAGAAACUUAAAUGAGAAAAACAAGCAGGAUCAAGUGAAAGAUAAGUCAGAGAAAGAUGGUCAAAGGUCGCAGUUCUUUAGUCAGAUUAUUGAAAAGAGUACAGAGAAAGGUGGCCAGGUACUGCAGCAAAAGUCACAGACUAAGCCAACAGUGCCUGCCAGUCAAGGUUUUGGUCAAGGUUUUGGUAUGACUUCUAAACCUGCUGGGGGACAAGAACCUACUGGCAUUCCAAGGACAGUACAGGCUGCCCCAUUUCAAAGCACACAAGUGACAAAAGUGAAGGAAAUCAAUGGGAUAAAAUUUGAAGAUAUAACACCGAGUGGAUCGGAGAAUGACAUCGAGGAUACGGAGGAAGACGAUGAGUAUGACGAAGAUUCUAGCGAGAGUAACGAACAAGGGUUCGGCACGCAGUACAAUUUUACAUCAACAAGUGUGCCAGGAGAUGCCAUUACAUCAACACCUGUCACAGUUAAAGCCCCUGGCAAGAAUGCCCAGGACAGUUUUAAAUUCCCCGGUGCUUCAGCAACUAGCACACCUGUUGGAAGGAAGUUGUUUGAAACAGAGGAGACCACACCAGCUGCUGGAUUUACCUUUAAUGCAGGUGGUUCUUCAACAUCUACAUUUGGUGGACAGUCAGAGAGCAGUAAACCACAGACUGGUUUCAAUUUUUCAACUGCGGGGACACCAAGUUUUGGUAGUAAAACAGAGACUGAGUCUGCUGCAAAUAAAACAGAGCAGACCUUGCCAAAAAGCUCCUCUGAAAGUAAACCAGGUAGUGGUCAGAUAACUGGUUUGUUUGGUAAAACUAAACCACCGACAAUCCAAGCCGAGACAAAAUCAGAAACUGUUGUCACAUCAACGAAGCCGGUUGUGCAGUUUGGUCAGCCAACUACUGCCAGUACCAGUUCGGGCAUAUUCGGUCAAGUCAAAACAACACCAGCUCCUGCUCUUUCAUUUGGACAAUCUUCUACAACUAAAGCAGCCAGUGAAGGAAUCUUUGGAAAAAUACCUAGUUCGGGAUCAUCUGUGAUUGGUCAUCCGUCAGAUUCUGUUGUGACAUCGCCUGUUGAGGCAACUGAGGAAUCGGAGGAAAACACUCCGCAAGUUUCAUCUACUGGUAGUUUUGGUCAGCCCACAUCAGUAAGUAAACCUAUGCAAAAUUUAUUUGGCCAAGCUGGGACUUCUGGCUCAGGUUUAUUUGGAAAAUCAGUUACUGCAUCUGCAGGUUCGACAAGUCUUGUUGGACAGACAAGCACACCUGUAACUGCCACGUCAGAUGACCAGUCAUCAGCUGUAACAUCAACAACAUCUAGUGACCGAGGAGAAAAUGGGCAAACAUCUUCAGGUACAACUGCUACAACAGCAAUUGUAGCACCAUUCGGACAGACGUCAAAUAGCUCUGAAGGUCAGAAUUCAUCUUCAGGUACUAGUCUGUUCGGGCAAACUGCGACCACCACUGGGCCCAGUCUAUUUGGUCAGCCAGCAACAUCUUUGGGAACCGGUCUAUUUGGUCAAACUGCAACAACUACCACGGGAACCAAUCUGUUUGGUCAGACAGCAACAACUUCUGGAACCAGUCCAUUUGGUCAAACUGCAACAACUAUCAUGGGAACCAGUCCGUUUGGUCAGACAGCAACAUCUUCGGGAACCGGUCUGUUCGGUCAGACAUCAACAACUUCUGGAACAAGUCCAUUUGGUGUGUCCACUGCUCCUGCAAGCAGUAGUAGUACAUUUGGUCAAGCAACUACUACAACAACAUCUACUGGUUUGUUUGGUCAGACAUCUGGUACACCUUCAACAGCAUCUGGUUUGUUUGGGCAAACGGCAGGAACAUCUUCUUCAUCGUCUGGCUUGUUUGGGCAGACAACAACAACAACGUCUGGAAGUGGAGGCCUCUUUGGUCAGCCUCCAGCUUCUGGAACUGGCUUAUUUGGACAACCAGGUGGAUCACUGUUUGGUCAGACAUCAACAAGUGGGUCAGAAGGACUCUUUGGUAGUCAGACUACAUC